Molecule: messenger RNA, 2629 nt
Organism: Amoebophrya sp. A120
Lineage: Eukaryota; Dinophyceae; Syndiniales; Amoebophryaceae
Source: the annotation of a GenBank genome assembly
CCCGUUCCUUCUAGGACAGCAGCUUCCGUAUCCGUUUGAAGCAUGCAUGAAGAGAUUGUAGUCCUAGUUGAGCAUCUUCAGUUUUUUCCAAUUUUCAUUUUCACCGUAGUGGUCACAGGAGAUAAAGACCACGCAGACACAACCAACCGAUAACUAUUUCACUUACAUGCACUGUCGUUGUUUUUUCAGCUCAGAGUGUUUUCGUCAUCCCCUCUCGAAACAAAGGAAAAUUGUACUCGAUUAAACUACAUAGAUUUGAAAUAUUUGUUUUCCCCCAUCAAUCAAGACCCAAUCAUGACGAGGACAACCACUGCUCCUCAUCAAUCAAUCUCGUCCUCCCCGGCAUCCACCAGCUCGAUGAGGCUGCGAGCUACUGUCCGCUUUUCACUGCAGAGGAAAACUGCCUCGCACUACUCCCCCCACCGGGCACGAGUGACGAACAUGCUCCUCCGCCUCCUUGCCUGCGAAGGACCGCUGCGCGCCAUCGCGGUGUGGGAUCGGCUGUUCGGGAAGGGAGCCUGGGAUCGCGAUUUGGGACACGUUUUCUCCACCAGUGAGGGAGGGGAAAGCAACGGUAAUUAUGCCACCGAUUCCGAACCCGCACCGUCGUCGUCUCCCAACAACGCGGCGGCUGCAGCGGAGGCUGUUCUCACAAGUCCACCGCGUGUUGAGAACAAAAAGCACCGUUUGCGGGGAUCGAAGCGCAGGGCAGCUUCUUCUGCCGGUAGUGGUUCAUCUGGAGAAAAAUCGCAAGAAGUACUAGGGAAGCAGGAACCUCCCAAAGUGGAGUACGAGCAGACGGAUGGUACGAAGAGUUCCUUUAUCGCUGAAAGCAAGGAAGCCGAAGCGGCUCGGGAGGAUAUAAUUUCUGAUGCAUCUUCUUCUUCACCGACUCUGACCGCCGAACCGGUUACACAGAAAGCCACGAUCCGGGAACCUCGUGCCUUCGCGCAACAAAACGGCGCGUAUUCCGGCGGCACAGCCGGGGGAACAGAUGAAACCUUGGGUGGUCCAGUACCAGAAGUAGCAGAAGAAGCAUCGACUCCUUCCCCGGUGUCGACCAGCCCGGCAACGACCUCCAGCUCGUUUGCCGCUAAACGAAAGCGUCCCGAUACGGCCAGAAAACUGGGGGACGAAAGCGAGACCGAUCCUGUUGCGACGUCGUUUUUGUUGCAAAGUGAACAACAUCAUGCAGGAGCAGCAGCUUCAAAUUUAAUGUCGCAACUAAAAGGGGCCGCAGUUGGAUUUGGAAGUGCGGUGGCUACCAAGGCUAAGGAGCUCGCUGUUGGCGCAGCGAACUCGGGCAAGAAAACAGUAGCACAGAAGCUACUUAAGGAACAAAACGCAAUAAGGCGGGAAUUGGAGAUGCGGACUGAAAUCAUUGAACACCACGUCGCACCCCUCGACAGUGCACAAAGCCUUUCCACCGCUGCCAGCACGAUCCGCAUUCGUCGGUGUGUAAUCGGCUUCGCGGCUACGAUGGAUUCCGAAGUAGAUUAGAGGCACCCACUGCCAUCGUAGAUCGAUGUACCUGGACAACUGGACACAGCAAAAGUGAUUAUUUGCAAGUUGUAGAUGUUGCCUUGAAAAUAGUGAGUAACAGUUCAUCCACCUCUAUUCGAAAACAAAUAAGAUGUUGAUAUGGCACAAGAAAGGAGAUAAAGUCGUGUGCAACUCACGAUAUAUUGGUGGACGAUGGUCAUGGUGCAGACGGUCGUCUGAGGGGUAUCGCAUAUCAUGCUCCAGCUCGUAUGUUUUUUUUGAAGAUUAUAUAUGCAGUGUCUGGUGACUCGCAUGGCUCGCUUGAGGCUGCACUGUCUCUGUCUCUUCAUUUAGUAUGCGGGACUUUACUUUUUUUCUAACGGUGAUGAAAAUACUUUUUUGACGUAUUGCUGUUGUCGCGAAGCCUGACUUCUUAUUGCAAAGGAACUGAAAUCAGUCUUGUGUUGGCAUGGGUGCGCAUUUCUUCACGUGGAUAUACUGGUAUCAAACAAUCGAUCAUUACUUCGUGACUUUCCAACCGCCGGGUAGGGACGAGGAGACUAUCGUAGUUGAGUAUCACGCUGGUGGGAUUGGAGUCUACGAAUUCGAAAAUAUUACUUGGACCACAAGCGAGAACGGGUAUGCGAAUGUGAUGAAUACUCUGAAGCAAAAACUGACUCUGGAAGGGACCAAGUUGGCAAGCAGGUUCGACCUUCUUGAUAUGACCGAAACGAAGCUGAUGAUCAGGUCCAAGGUGUGCGUGGGUGGUCUGCUGGGACAGCUUGGCACUGCCUGGAAAGAAAAAGUGGUUGCGGAAGCGAAGAUGCAGAAACUGGAAAAAGAAAUCACUAACGCAGCCGAUAAAGCAGCAGCAGAAGGUAAAGAACCGGGAGGAGCAUUCGCGUCUCUGCAUUUACGUGCGCAGUUAAAGUACCAAGAAAUGGAGAAGACUUAUGCAGAGUGGAAGUUGGAACAGCUUCGCCUCGGUACUCCAGAAUUCCUAAAAGAAAAGAAGUUGCCCGGUCCUCCAUCUGCCAAUCCAAAUCCUAUUGACGAGAGGCACGGUAGAUUUCGGGAUCCCGAGCCGGAACCCAUUGCGGGUUUCACGAUAAAAGUGACAGGGCUCGACACACUUUCGAGAAGGUGA